Trachemys scripta elegans is the source of this 2387-nucleotide messenger RNA. RefSeq names its product C-C motif chemokine receptor 4 (gene CCR4). Gene Ontology annotation, molecular function: C-C chemokine receptor activity. Gene Ontology annotation, cellular component: membrane. Lineage: Eukaryota; Metazoa; Chordata; Testudines; Emydidae. Gene Ontology annotation, biological process: inflammatory response; chemotaxis; G protein-coupled receptor signaling pathway. The coding region runs from base 590 to 1663 and encodes 357 amino acids. The transcript is spliced from 3 exons. The record is from RefSeq and is a predicted model, not a curated record.
CAGACACCACCACCACCAAGCGACUGAAACGCUGAUAAAAGGGGAAAGCCUGACUGAAAAGUAACCAGCCAGCCUGUGUCCCUUUUCAUAGGUGUAAUCCUCUUGGGGUCAAUGUUACACUGGAGUCAAUGAACUACUCACAUCAGGAAGAUCCCAUAAAUCUUUCAUGACCUCUCAGGUCCUUGAGGAAUAGCUGGGAGAAAAGAAAACAAAGGAGCAACUGUGUUCAAGUAAAUUCAGAAAGAGACACAAGCAGAAGACCAAUCACCAGUUGGAAAUGGAGAAAGCUAGAAGGAAUAAGACACACUAAUCCCUGCCUCAUGGCAUUCGCAGGAAAGUGGUGGUUUUUUCAAUAUAUAUAUAUUUUAAAGGCACAUUAUCUCACCUCACUAUCACGAAAAUUUGAUGUCUCUGCUUUGGGACGGACUCCCCAAAGAAAACCUUGUACUUCCUUUCAGAUAAUGCCACAUCACAUUCACAGCUGCAGUGAGAAAGCCACCGACUUACCCAGAAAACAGGAGACUCUGCAAUUUCAGGCAAAGGGUUUCUUCAGAUCAACUGUGAAGGGGGAGAAAAAAGGAAGUGGAAAAUGAACAACCAAACCACAGAAUUCGACGACUAUUCGCCUCUAUAUGAGACCUAUAGUAACAGUUAUGACGAUUCUUCAAAACCUUGCAGUAAAGAAAGCAUCAAGAAGUUUGGAUCACACUUUCUGCCCACACUUUACUCUCUGGUAUUCCUGCUUGGCUUGGUAGGGAACUCUCUAGUCAUUUUGGUCCUGUUCAAAUACAAGAGGCUGAAGAGCAUGACCGACGUUUAUCUGCUCAACCUUGCAAUCUCAGAUUUGCUGUUUGUUUUCUCCCUUCCCUUCUGGUCUUAUUAUGCAGCAGAUCAGUGGGUUUUUGGGGACGGAUUGUGUAAAAUCAUUUCUUGGAUCUAUCUGGUUGGGUUUUACAGUGGGAUAUUUUUUAUUAUGCUCAUGAGCAUUGAUAGGUACUUGGCAAUAGUUCAUGCUGUGUUUGCCUUGAGAGCAAGAACCGUCACCUAUGGCAUCUUUACCAGUCUUAUUGUAUGGUUAGUAGCCAUUUCAGCCUCAGUUCCAGAGAUGAUAUUUAGUGAAUCCUAUAAGGAACGCAAUCAUACCACCUGCAAACCACGGUACCCUGGUAAUUCCACAUACUGGAGAAUUUUCUCCUCUUUGGAAGUCAAUAUACUAGGGCUCAUGAUACCUUCAAUGGUUAUGAUUUUUUGCUACUCGAUGAUCAUUAAAACCUUGCUGUACUGUAGAAGUGAGAAAAAGAAUAAGGCUGUGAAGAUGAUCUUUGCUGUCAUGAUUGUGUUUUUUGUUUUUUGGACCCCUUACAACAUUGUGCUUUUCUUACAAUUGCUGGUAGACUUGGGUAUCAUUACAAAGUGUGAAAUCAGCAAAGAUCUGGACUAUGCAAUGCAAGGGACAGAAACACUGGCUUUUUUCCACUGUUGUCUCAAUCCCGUUAUCUAUUUCUUUAUGGGGGAAAAAUUCAAGAAGUAUGUGAAGUUGCUCUUUAAGAGCUGGGCGGUACCUAGAAUGUUUUUUAAACGCUGUGGACUUCUCACUACUUAUCACACCGAAUCAACCAGUUCAUUCCACACACAGUCUACUGGGGAUCAAGACGCUCUGUAAAGAUACUGCAGUGUCUACCACAGUAACAAGAAAAACUGACAGACAUCACAACAUUAAAAAGUGUCUCAUUUAAGCUGAACAGAUAUGCAUUUAAAAAUAAGCCAGCACCUUAAAAUAAAUGUACCAUAAGCUUUCAGUCCUGCCUCUGGAUUUUUUUGAAUGUAAUGAGAAAAAAAGAGAAAAUGUUUGAGAAGUGAAACCUAGGCUAGGCUUUUGGAAAUGUAAAAUUAAUUUUAUAUUACAGAUCAGUGCCAACAACACCUGCAUUUACAGUGCUAUGCUGUGCCUUUUGUUCUUCAUCAGCACCAACAGCGAGCCCCACUGGGGGCGGGGAAGAGGAAGGCGGGGGGGGAGGGGGGGGAGAUCAACAGUCAUCACAAAAUGCUUUGGAAAUCUUAGCGUAUUCCAGUUAUUGGCAUAGGGUUUGUUAAAUCAGAGUCCUAGUGUGUAAUAAUUGUCUGUUUAGCAUGCUUUCUCGUUGAAUAUUUCCUAGAUAAUGUGUCUAAGAAAACUGAAACAAGAUAUAUUUAAAAUCUUGUUGUUCACCAAGAUCUAAAUUGUACAGUAUGUUAUACCACAUAUGUAAUACCACAUAUAUAUGCUUUUUUAUACAAGUCUUCACACAUAUAUAGACAUUAUGAAUGAACCUGCCAUCAUGUUGUUACCCAGAAUAGCAGUUUUACAUAAUAAUUAACAUGGACAUUGUUAGAAAUAUUUUUAAAUA